This is a messenger RNA of Fusarium coffeatum, 1041 nucleotides long. RefSeq lists its product as uncharacterized. The record is from RefSeq and is a predicted model, not a curated record. The transcript has a single exon. NCBI's taxonomy places the organism in Eukaryota, Fungi, Ascomycota, Sordariomycetes, Hypocreales, Nectriaceae. Gene Ontology annotation, molecular function: oxidoreductase activity. The coding region runs from base 1 to 1041 and encodes 346 amino acids.
AUGACAUCAAAUACGCUUCCGCAGACAAUGCGCGCCGCCCAAUGGCGCACCAUGAAAUCCGGCAUCGAUAAGUCUCUAACUCUAAAUCCAAGCGCAAAUCUUCCCGCAAAUGCCAGGUCCCUCUCAAAAGGCCAGAGUCUGGUCAAAGUCGCAUACGCCUCGAUCAACCACCUGGACUACAAAGUCGCCGAAAUGCCAUUCUCCAGUAUGCUUUUCACAAAGCCCGUCACGCCAGGUCUAGAUUACUCCGGCACAAUCGUCUCUACUACACUCGAUGACCUGAAGGCUGGACGGAAAGUGUUUGGAAGAACAGAGUUACCUACUGGCGGCACAUUGGCAGAAUAUGUCGUCGUGGACGAGAAAGGUAUCGCUGCCGUACCUGAUGGUGUGUCGAUGAGCGAUGCUGCUUGUAUUGGUAUUUGCGGAACUUCAACUGUUCAAUCUCUCAUGCCGUUCGUUGAACGUGGCGGUAGGGUGUUUAUUAAUGGCGGUAGUGGUGGCGUUGGUGUGUUUGCCAUCCAGGUGGCUAAGACCCUAGGCGCUCACGUCACGGUCACUUGUUCAGCUUCCAAUGCUGAUUUCUGCCAUUCUCUGGGCGCUGGUGAAGUUAUUGACUACGAAUCUCAGAACGUAUUGGAAAUUUUGAAGAACGGAGAGGAGGCAUUUGAUCUAGUAUACGACACAAUCUUCAGCGAUACCAAUCUCUACUGGCAGUCACACCACUACCUUAAACCAGAGGGAAAAUACAUCUGUGUCGGCUUUCCACCUACUUUCAGCUUUUACAAAACUUUGAUGAGCAUCAAGCUUCUACCAGGAUGGUCAGCUGGUGGAAAGCGGCCGUUCAAAUUCCACUCCGUCGUGGCGAACAGGAAGGACUUUGGACAAAUUGCGGAAUGGAUCAGAGAUGGAAAGGUCAAGAUUGUGAUUGAAGAGGAGUUCGGAUUGGAGGAUGCGGGUAGGGCCUAUGGGAGAUUGAAGGAGGGGAGGACGAGAGGGAAGUUGGUGGUUCGUGUAGGCGGAGAGCUUGAUGGCGGAGAGUGA